Messenger RNA from Colletes gigas, 2856 nucleotides. RefSeq names its product nuclear distribution protein nudE homolog 1-A (gene nudE). Gene Ontology annotation, molecular function: microtubule binding. Gene Ontology annotation, biological process: mitotic centrosome separation; centrosome localization; vesicle transport along microtubule. The record is from RefSeq and is a predicted model, not a curated record. The coding region runs from base 693 to 1646 and encodes 317 amino acids. The transcript has 8 exons. Gene Ontology annotation, cellular component: kinetochore; centrosome; kinesin complex. Lineage: Eukaryota; Metazoa; Arthropoda; Insecta; Hymenoptera; Colletidae.
AUAAGGGCGUUUUGUAAAUAAAACGAAAUGUAUAUCUAUAUCUAAUCUUACGUUAUGAUUUUUAUCGAUUUCCUACAAAUUUUUGGUUAAUUUUCGAAAACAGUGAAACGGGGGCCCGUACGGCACCAUUUGUCGCUCGAUCAAACACUUCAUUAACGACAUUUUCAAUGCGCAUGCACGCAAAAGGCGGCAGAUGUAACAACAUUUGGUCGUACUAACAAUUUAGCCACGGAUCUUAUUCCGAGGCUAUCGUAUCGUGGAGUCGAUGUGUUCGCUAUAUUUGUACGAAUAGAUUUCUCAUAUUUUUUCCACUUUACCACCUCGGACCAGUGAUUCGUAAUUCCACGGUAAUGACAUUUGUGUCGCACGCGACACCCGCUACGUUUCACCUGCUAGCACUUUCUCAAGGUCCUCCGUAUUUAUAUGCAUCUUAAGGCGACAUCAUCUUUAUGCGCCUGCACCGACUUCUUUAAGUUUUAUUCAGGAUUACUAUCGCUAAACGAUUUUGCAUCAGUUAAAUUGGUGACCGCUUUAUUUACGUUUGACCGUUUGUCGUUUGCUGGCGUAUACCUUCCAACACGAUACACAAUGCCAUUACACCAUUGAUAAAAUAAAACAGACUGUACCUGUGGUUUAUUCUUAAAACAGCAAACCAAAAACUCAUAUAAUAGAGUUACAAAUAUAUUUUCAAAAUGAUGGAUAUCGAUCCUCCACAAUUUGUGUCUAAAGACGAUGAAGUUCAGUAUUGGAUGGAUCUUGCCCAUCAAAUACACAGGAGAAAAGAAGAUGUAGAAAGAGAAUUGGAAGAAUUUCAAGAAAAUUCACAAUUAUUAGAAAAAGAAUUAGAAGUAUCAUUGGAACAAGCAGAAAAAGCUAAUAGAGAAUUACGACAACGAAACACAAGACUUGCCACUGAAGUGGAACAGUUGAGAACAAGAUUAGACCAACAGACAUCAGACUGUGCAAUGUUUCAAGGAAAAGCUCAAGAUUUACAAUCGCAACACGAUCAUUUAUUAAAGUACAUAAGGGAACUAGAACAAAAGAAUGAUGACUUGGAAAGGGCUCACAGGAUAAAUAGGGUAACGGAAGAGGAGAUUGAAGCCAAACUUAAUUUAGCAAUUGAAAAGAAUGCGUUAUUGGAAUCGGAACUUGAUGAAAAAGAAGGCCUAAAAGUUAUAGUACAGAGACUAAUGGAUGAAAUUAGAGACUUAAAACAGGAAAUUCAAGUUCAAGAAAGGCAUCAACCAGAUAACGAUAAAUCUGCUGACAGAGUUCGUAACCAUGUUGAUAGUAAUAAGCUGCAAGUUGAAUUGGAAACUCACAUACCACCUACUAGCCCAAUAGUACAACAAUCCAUAACUCCAAGUAAUACAACUUCACCACUAAAAAUUGGAAACAGAGUUGUAGGGGGUGUAACUGGGAACAACAAUAACAAUAAUAAUGUGAAUCCGCCAUUGGCACCAUGCACAAGAAUAUUAGCAAUGAAUAUGAUUGGUGACCUUAUGAGGAAAGUUGGCGCAUUGGAGAAUAAGCUAAACACGUGUCAAAAUCCAUCUCGAGAGGAUCAAGCCGUUCGUGAUCUCUACAGGACUAGACGGCAAGUUCGAGGCUUUGCCUCUGGCAACAGCAACCACAUUCGAUUAUAAACAACGUGUAAUGUUUCAACAAUAAAUUAUAACUUCGUGCGUCAUACUUCUAUUCCUGUUAAUUCUUACGUAUUUUUAUUCAAUCUCGUUUAUUAAUUUAUUAUGAAUUUACGAUAGAAUGAAAAUUAUUUCUAUCACCUUAUUUAUUAUUUAUCUUUAUUAAUUAUUUAAUUUGCGUUUCUUGGACAUCACAAAUUGUAGAAAUUAUUUGUUUUUUUCAUUUAUCGCAAUUUAAAUAUGUGCUUGACGAUAGUAAGGACAAAAAUUUAUAAAUAAAUGUUUUAAUUUGUAAGUAUAAAGUCGAUAACGUGAUUAUUAUAUGUGUAGUAGGAUUACGUUAUUGCUCUGUAGAUAUUCACAAAUGAUAUUAAAUUAAUAAUUUGUGAACUCUUACUUUUAGUAGAUAGUUUUAACACAAUUACAAACUUUGCUGCGAUUAGAAAUAAUACUGUAAUGUCUAGUGCAAAUUUAGCUUUUAUAAUAAGUUAGAUAACAAUACAUGUCUAUUUUUUAAUAACAAAAGAAUAUUCUUUAAAUAAUUUGAAGAAAUAAAUUUUUGUUUUUUUUUUUUUAUUUUGGCAACAAGACUAAUAAGAAAAUAAAGAUUUGCGAGAAAAUUUGACGCGUAGUUCAUUUUAAUCAAUGUUUCGAUCUUUCACGUAGACCCCUCCCUAGGAAAAUAUUUUAGUUCGAAACACAAUUGGUUGAAAAAUAACAAAUAUGUGAAAAAGCAAAAUAAAGAACGUAAAAUAGAUGAACUUAAAUAAUAAAGUUAAUUAUGUAACUCCAAACUUAUUUUGUACUGGAAGCAAAAAAUAUUUUAGUAAAAAAAUUUAUUUCUUUAAAUUAUUUAACGAUAAAAAUAAAAGCAAAAAAAAAUAAAAUAAAAUCAACUAAAAACACUUAUAAAAGAAUAUUCUCUUGUGUCGUGAAAUAAUUCAAUUUUAUACUUCAAAACAUAUAAAAGCUACCGAACUAUAUAUUUCAAUAUACUAUACUGUGUGCUUCUAUGCCACACGCAUAAUUUUAAAUAGCAUCAGAUCUCCAAAUAUUUAUACAAAGUAGAAAACGUACUAACACCAUUAAUUAAAGUAUAUUAUCUAAUAAGAAAAAAUUGUUAGUUCUUACUAGAUUCCGCUUAAUGUAUAAUAAUACAAAUUAUUAAAUCGAAGUUAUAAUCGUUUGAUGCUAAUACCAAAUUAAUUGUGAA